Osmia bicornis bicornis is the source of this 954-nucleotide messenger RNA. RefSeq names its product checkpoint protein HUS1 (gene Hus1-like). The coding region runs from base 127 to 948 and encodes 273 amino acids. The transcript has 3 exons. Gene Ontology annotation, cellular component: checkpoint clamp complex; site of double-strand break; nucleolus. Lineage: Eukaryota; Metazoa; Arthropoda; Insecta; Hymenoptera; Megachilidae. The record is from RefSeq and is a predicted model, not a curated record. Gene Ontology annotation, biological process: double-strand break repair via homologous recombination; telomere maintenance; nucleotide-excision repair.
AUUAACAGCCCAUCUGUCAAACGUCAGUAAAGGUUAAGCGGCAAAUUCCCGCGCAAAAUUUGUUCAGGCAAAAAAGAAUAUUGCAACUUGUUGUCAUUGUUGAAAAAUUUUAUUACACUAUCCAGCAUGAAAUUUAAAUGUAGAAUGGUAGAUGUAAUCGCGAUGAGAGACUUUACAAAUAUUGCUAACAUUUUCGCUCGAAUAACGAAACACUGUACCUUACGAUUAACAGAGAACGGGCUGUGUUUUAGUGUCAGUGACGAUCGAAUAUCAAUGGUUUGGGCAGAAUUAUCUCAGACUCACUUUUUCACCGAAUACAUAAUGAGUGGCGUAACCGAAGAACAAAAUGAAAUUUAUUUAGAAUUCGAUCCCUCUAUGCUCGCUAGAUCAUUAGGUUCUUUACGAAUGACAGCGAAGAGUGUAAAAAUUAAAUUAACAAAUAAACGUCAGCCUUGCCUCACCUUCGAAAUCGAAUUACCGUCACUGAGCAUCGAAUCGCGGCAAUGUUUUCACGAUGUUCCGGUUAGAGUGAUACCACGAAGAGAAUGGGCAGAGCAUCAGACGCCAAAUAUACCGGAAUUUAAUAUAUCAGUUGAUAUGCCUAGACUUAAACACGUGAAACAUAUCGUGGAGAGGAUGAAAAAUAUGAGCCCGACAAUAACAUUAAGUGCAGACAAAUCUGGAGGAUUUGUAUUACAAGUUGAAACAGACAGUGCCUCCAUUUCUACUCACUUUCAGAAUCUCCAAGUAUGGAGUUGUAGCCAAGAACAAGAUGACAAAAUAUCAGUCGUUAUUGAUGUAAAAAAAUUCUACACGUUCCUUUCGUGGGAUAUUGUACAUCCUGAUAGUGUAAAAUGCAAUAUGCUUCAAGAAAGAAUGGUCAACUUGCACUUAAACGUGGCAGAUUACCUUAAAAUACAAUAUUUCAUUCCUUCGGUAGCUACUUGAAUCGUC